Cladocopium goreaui is the source of this 1216-nucleotide messenger RNA. The record is from the annotation of a GenBank genome assembly. NCBI's taxonomy places the organism in Eukaryota, Dinophyceae, Suessiales, Symbiodiniaceae.
CACCGGGAUCGUAGCUGAUGCCAUGGUCGCCCGAUGCUUGCCGUUGCCUCUUUGCAUGUGCAUGUGGCUGCAAGAGGCGCCCUUGGCAUAUGACUUCGCGAUGUGGUGGACUGUGUUUUGGGAUGCUGCUGCUACUUGCAUGCAUGGACUUCACCGCCAUCCUGGGCUACAGACCCUGCAGACGCUUGCGCGGCAGUGCCCUUUGAAAUCCUGGGCAGCAAGAAAGGGUUGCUAAGUAUUGGGCUACGAUAUCAAAUCAAAAUCGCAUACGUAAUAUAUCAAAUUUAUUUGGACAUGGGCAUGCAUAGUUAUAUAUCAUAUGUUUGCAAACAUGCAGGUGUAUUCAUCAGCUCUACUGAGCCCACGAGUAAAUGCAGAAAAGAUUCGACUUGGUCAACGAUUUGAAGCAGGUCUCGAGGUCCUCAUUGAUCCUCAAAGGGGCUAGACUUGGGAAAGGACUCAGUGAGUGACGGGUAGCAGGGGGUUCCAUGAGUUUGUCAAAGUAGUAGUAUGGUUUUGCAGCCAAACUUCUUGGCGGUGAAUCCAGUGGUGUCACCCUCUGCCUUUAACUCAGUGAGCUUCUCAUACUGUGUCUCGAUCUCAUCGAUGAUGGACUGCAACUUGUCCACCAUCCUCGGAAGAUGUAGCUGCUGGCCAGCCAAGGUAUGUUGUGCAUGCACCUAUGCUUUGGGAUUGCUGCAACUGCAGACAUUUGACGAGGAGCUUGCGGCAUGAGGUGCUGCUGGAGAUGCAACAUCCAUGGUCACUUCCUGAGCAGGCUCAGGUCGAUGCUGACCAACCGUGCUGGAGAACUGGCUUUGGCGAUGGCAUCUUGCUCAAUUCAUCUUGCUUCCAAAGAGUUUCAAGCCGCAUACCCACUGGAGCCUUGGAUGCCGCCAAAGUAAAGAGCUACCCGGUUUUUGUGGAACCGGAGAUUGUUCAAGGUGCUGUGAGCAAACUGGCAGUGGCCGGCAUGCAGGUUUUGCAUGAACCACUGGCAUCCUCUUUGGAUCGCUGCGAGAGCUUGGCAACAUACUUCUUGCCAGCCGUGGUGAGCACAGAUCUGGAUAUGCGGCGCAAGGUGGCUGCGGAGUGCUGACCCGCAGGGCCAGCUGCUGCGGAGUCCGGCUGGUCACCGUCCACGUCGACGACCUCACAAGCAGCAGGCGAUGCAGCACAUCAUCACCUGGCAUUGGCGGCAAACAUGGAGACAAAA